Molecule: messenger RNA, 1841 nt
Organism: Pezoporus flaviventris
Lineage: Eukaryota; Metazoa; Chordata; Aves; Psittaciformes; Psittacidae
Product: alpha-1,6-mannosyl-glycoprotein 4-beta-N-acetylglucosaminyltransferase-like
Exons: 5
Coding region: 339-1736 (465 amino acids)
Biological process (GO): protein N-linked glycosylation
Molecular function (GO): acetylglucosaminyltransferase activity
Source: RefSeq, a predicted model, not a curated record
UGCCUCUGCCCUGAAGCCUUUCUCCAGCCUGAAAUGUAUAAAAUGAAGAAUGAUGAUGUGACCUUUUUCUUUGCAAGCAGCAAACCUUGUGAUGGCCCUGGAGCUGGAGGCGUGCCGAGCACAGGCAGGGAUUGGGAGCUCCUGUGGUCCAUGUGAGGAGGCCAGCGAGGCGGCAGGGAUGCUGCAGAGCCACCUUUGUCCUUGCAGGUUUGUUUGAGCCGGGCAGUUCCAUCUGAGCCCACAGCGAGCAGCCGGGGCUGGAGGGUGUCCCAGGGUAGAAGACAAAGCCUGGGAAGAGACACUGGGGCCCUUCUGAAGGUCUCGGUGUGCCCGGUGCUAUGCGAUGCUCCCUGAAGCGCUCCCUCUCGGCUGCGCUCGCAGCCUCCUUCCUCCUCCUCCUCUUCCUCUACGGGGGCAGCCGGCAGGAACAGGAUCCCCCAGAGGUGGAGCUCGGGGCCUUGGCCCCAGACGCGGUCCUGCAGCUGCUGCAGCCGGAAGGAGCCCAGCGCAUCCUCAGGGACAUGGGCGGCCUCUCUGCACUCCACAACGUCUCCUACCACCUCCUGGCUGGCUCCCUGUCACCCCACAAAAAAUUCCUGGCGGUGGGAUUGGCAUCGGUGCAGCGGCCGCGUGGCUACUACCUCCCGGCCACGCUCCAGUCCCUCUUCAAGCAGUCGACAGAGGAGGAGCUGCAGGAGAUGGUGGUGGUGGUGCACUUGGCUGACGCCGACCCCACGUGGAACGUGCGUGUGGCCGCCAACAUCGCCACCAGGUUUGCUCAGCACAUCCUCCUGGGCCGGCUCCUGCUCAUCCACGCUCCCCACGAGUUCUACCCCACCCUGGAGGGCCUCAAGAGGAACUUCAAUGACCCGGAGGAGCGGGUGAGGUUCAGGUCCAAGCAGAACGUGGACUACGCUUUCCUGCUUGCCUUCGCUGCCAACCUCUCCUCCUACUACCUGAUGAUCGAGGAUGACGUGUGGUGCGCCAAGUCCUUCCUGAUGGCCAUCCGCAAGGCUCUGGCUUCCCAGGAGGGCUCCAACUGGGCCACGCUGGAGUUCUCCAAGCUGGGCUACAUCGGGAAGCUCUACCGCUCCAGUGACCUUCCUCGCCUGGCUCGCUUCCUCCUCCUCUUCUACCAGGAGAUGCCCUGCGACUGGCUGCUGGUGCACUUCCGCCUCCUGCUCACCCAGAAGGAUGCUAUCCGCUUCAAGCCCUCCCUCUUCCAACAUAUGGGCCUCUACUCCUCCUUCCAGGGCACCGUCAACAGGCUGGAGGAUGACGACUUCCAGGCUGAUGCCAUGGACCUGCCGGACAACCCUCCAGCGGCCUUGUUCACCACCAUGUCUGUCUUUGAGAACUACGAGCCCCUCAAGGCCUACAGCACCGCCGAGGGGUACUUCUGGGGGAAGGACCCAGCAGCCGGCAGCACCUUCUCCAUCGUGUUCCAGCAGCCGGCCCGUGUCACCCGUGUCCGGGUGCGCACCGGCUCUGCCGAGCGCCGGGGGGACAUCCUGCACGCCGGGGUGCUGGAGCUGGGCCGGCGGCGCCGCGACGAUGGCCGGGACUGCUCUGCCUACACCAUGGUGGGCAUCUUCGAGAAGGGGAGCUGUGAGCGGCGGGGGCUGGAGAGGGGCGUCCCAGGGCCUGUGGAGUGUGUUAGGAUCCGGGUGACCCGGGACCAGAGCGAGUGGCUCAUCAUCCAAAGCAUCGAGAUCUGGACCGCGGCGGGCACCUGACCGUGGAGGAGGCAGGUUACAAACGUCGGUGCAGUUUGUACUCAGAGGUUCCUUGGUUUCCCUGCUCCCUUUUUUUUGGAUGAGGAAUUAAAUUAUUGGCUCCUG